UCGCAGUAAGACCCACCUCCCUUCCCAAACCUCUAUCUGACCUGAAUUACGAGUUUAUGUGUCUCUCUCAACGCUUAUUUUCCUCUUCCCUUUGUCCAGCUGCGCAAAUUUAAAGCAGAUGUUUGUGAUUAAGUUGAAGCAAGCUCUCUCUGCCAGGAAGGUGAUACAACAUAACAUCUCUCUCCAAAUGAUGUUUUUGUUUUCAGGUGAAAAGGAGGGGACUCAGUCAGCACACCUUCGGACCGGCGUACUUCCUGCAUCUACCGCUGUGAUAUAUAAAAACCCGGCGCGCAGAACGGCAGCCGAAGUCCUCGUAUAGUUUGACUAGUCUAGGCUACUGCUUGAACUGAGCAUCAUCUCUCUCUCUCUCUCUCUCUCUCCUCCCGUCUACUAUUCUAACUGGAAGGUUGGAAGAGUGUCGCCUGGCAACGCAGGUACAAGAUAAGGCUGAAAAGGAGAAGAUUAAAUCCAGACUUCACAUACAGCAUUUGAGAAAUCUGAAAAAGAAGAAAACAUGAAUGCUCCGCACUUUUCCAUAGACUUGCUGCUGUUGUGCAUAUCUUGCGGAGCAAGUGUAUUGGCAGCCAACUCUCCCACCGUGUCCUCGACGCUGCCAGCCACCAAUUUCACCGACCUUGGCUCAGCGUUCAGCUAUGGGGAAGCAGACAGCAAGAAUAUUAUUCUGACCAGGAAGAAGCGUUAUAUUUCACAAAACGACAUGCUUGUCAUUCUCGAUUAUCACAAUAAAGUAAGAGGGAAAGUUUUCCCUCCGGCGUCCAAUAUGGAGUACAUGACGUGGGACGAGACCCUGUCUAAAUCAGCUGAGGACUGGGCCCACGCGUGUCUGUGGGAGCACGGACCUCGACACCUCCUCAGGUUCCUGGGCCAGAACCUCUCGGUCAGGACCGGACGCUACCGCUCUAUUCUCCAGUUAGUGAAGCCCUGGCAUGAUGAAGUGAAGGACUAUGUGUUCCCUUACCCCCGGGACUGCAACCCCAGAUGCCCCCUUAAAUGCUACGGACCCAUGUGUACACAUUAUACACAGAUGGUUUGGGCCACAACAAACAAAGUCGGCUGUGCUAUACACACCUGUCACAAUAUGAACGUGUGGGGGAACGUGUGGAAACGGGCAACAUUCUUAGUGUGUAACUAUUCAUCUAAAGGGAACUGGAUCGGAGAGGCACCCUACAAAGUAGGCGUCCCAUGCUCCGCCUGUCCCCCGAGCUACGGAGGCUCCUGUUCCAACAACAUGUGCUUCCCAGCCCUCAACACAAACUAUCUGCAGUGGUUCAAAUAGAGCCAGGAGUCCCUGUCCAGACUAAGCCUGCGUCCCAAAUCACACCCUAUUCCCUAUUGCCAUUUGGUGCUAACACGCUGACCCCCGACCCCAACACAGAGACUUUUCCCCUUGAAGGAUUAUUUAAGAUUAAAGCAUACAUUUAUAAUAAUGUGUACAUAGAAUUCAUGUUUUUUUAUUUUACAGAUUUUCCAGAUUUUCUUUUUUUAAAUGAAUGAUUAUCAUAUGAUGAAUUAGAUUGAUUGAUUGACACAGUCGGAUGAUAAUUUAUCUUGUGGAGUAUGUUUCCUGACAGUGUUACAGUAUAAUGGGUUUACCAUUGGUCAUGUACCCAUAGAAUGUGGACACGCAUGGAUGUGCCUCACGAUGGGUCAAAUGGAUACAAGUUAUUGACAUUUCAACACUAACGGUAGCAAGCAACAAUAGUUUUCAAAAGUGAUUGUUAACUAACUUUUACAUUUUUUGGGGGGCUUGCUUAGCUAAUCAUCUUGGCUAACUGUGGAGAGAAAUAAUUCACCCAUAUACCGUUAAUUAGGGCUCGAUUCAAUCUGUACCAAUUCUAUGGCGUAAUAGACAUUUAAAAGCAAUGUGAGGGGAGUUUAUUUUUUAAAACUAGGCAAGUCAGUUAAGAACAAAUUCUUAUUUUCGAUGACGGCCUAGGAACAGUGGGUUAACUGCCUGUUCAGGGGCAGAAUGACAGAUUUGUACCUUGUCAGCUCGGGGAUUUGAACGGGCAACCUUCUGGUUACUAGUCCAACGCUCCACUAGGCUAGCCUGCCGCCCCGGAGUGAGCGGAGACCGCGUUCACGGUAAACACUGCAUAUGUCGGCUCAUUCAGAAAUUAUCUUUAAAUUUCAAUUGCGAAGUAACUCUGAACUUUAGUGAUUCAGAUUGAAUCGACCCCUUAGCCACUACAAAUGUCUCUUAGCUAGCAAACGCAACGCUGUGUCCUAAACUGCACGGUGUCUCCAGCGAUGCUUCCCUUUUCUGUCUUUUAUAGUGUGCUGCGUUAUAACACACCUUGCAAUGAAUCCCAGCAUGUGUCAAUGGUGCUGAAGGCAUUACACACAAUGUGUAGGUUAUGCCUUGUCAUGGUCAGAAGAACAUGGCCUCAGGUCUCAGACCUCAACUACCAUGAAGCACUCAACCACUAGGCUACCAAGCCACAUAGCAACUGAAGCUAACCCAACAGCCUACCAAGCCACAUAGCAACUGAAGCUAACCCAACAGGCUACCAAGCCACAUAGCAACUACAGCUAACCCAGCAGCCUACCAAACCACAUAGCAACUGAAGCUAACCCAGCAGCCUACCAACCCACAUAGCAACUGAAGCUAACCCAGCAGCCUACCAAACCACAUAGCAACUACAGCUAACACAACAGCCUACCAAGCCACAUAGCAACUACAGCUAACCCAACCAGUAGGUUACCAAGCCACAUAGCAACUACAGCUAACCCAGCCAGUAGGUUACCAAACCACAUAGCAACUACAGCUAACCCAACAGCCUACCAAACCACAUAGCAACUACAGCUAACCCAGCCAGUAGGUUUCCAAACCACAUAGCAACUACAGCUAACGCAACCAGUAGCUUUCCAAACCACAUAGCAACUACAGCUAACCCAACCAGUAGCUUUCCAAACCACAUAGCAACUACAGCUAACACAGCCAGUAGGUUACCAAACCACAUAGCAACUACAGCUAACCCAACAGCCUAUCAAACCACAUAGCAACUACAGCUAACCCAACCAGUAGGUUACCAAACCACAUAGCAACUACAGCUAACCCAACAGCCUACCAAACCACAUAGCAACUACAGCUAACCCAACCAGUAGGUUACCAAACCACAUAGCAACUACAGCUAACCCAACAGCCUACCAAGCCACAUAGCAACUACAGCUAACCCAACAGCCUACCAAACCACAUAGCAACUACAGCUAACCCAACAGCCUACCAAGCCACAUAGCAACUACAGCUAACCCAACAGCCUACCAAACCACAUAGCAACUACAGCUAACCCAACAGCCUACCAAACCACAUAGCAACUACAGCUAAACCAACAGCCUACCAAGCCACAUAGCAACUACAGCUAACCCUACCAGUAGCUUUCCAAACCACAUAGCAACUACAGCUAACCCAGCCAGUAGGUUUCCAAACCACAUAGCAACUACAGCUAACCCAACAGCCUACCAAACCACAUAGCAACUACAGAUAACCCAGCCAGUAGGUUUCCAAACCACAUAGCAACUACAGCUAACCCAACAGCCUACCAAACCACAUAGCAACUACAGCUAACCCAGCCAGUAGACUACCAAACCACAUAGCAACUACAGCUAACCCCACCAGUAGGUUACCAAACCACAUAGCAACUACAGCUAACCCAACAGCCUACCAAACCACAUAGCAACUACAGCUAACCCAACAGACUACCAAACCAUAUAGCAACUACAGCUAACCCAACAGCCUACCAAACCACAUAGCAACUACAGCUAACCCAACAGACUACCAAACCACAUAGCAACUACAGCUAACCCAACAGACUACCAAACCACAUAGCAACUACAGCUAACCCCACCAGUAGGUUACCAAACCACAUAGCAACUACAGCUAACCCCAACAGACUACCAAACCACAUAGCAACUACAGCUAACCCAACCAGUAGGUUACCAAACCACAUAGCAACUACAGCUAACCCCAACAGACUACCAAACCACAUAGCAACUACAGCUAACCCA
This is a messenger RNA of Oncorhynchus nerka (sockeye salmon), 4029 nucleotides long. RefSeq names its product peptidase inhibitor 15-A-like. The coding region runs from base 515 to 1297 and encodes 260 amino acids. The transcript is spliced from 6 exons. The record is from RefSeq and is a predicted model, not a curated record. Lineage: Eukaryota; Metazoa; Chordata; Actinopteri; Salmoniformes; Salmonidae.